Colletotrichum chrysophilum is the source of this 2301-nucleotide messenger RNA. RefSeq lists its product as uncharacterized. Gene Ontology annotation, cellular component: nucleus; cytoplasm. The record is from RefSeq and is a predicted model, not a curated record. NCBI's taxonomy places the organism in Eukaryota, Fungi, Ascomycota, Sordariomycetes, Glomerellales, Glomerellaceae. The transcript is spliced from 3 exons. Gene Ontology annotation, biological process: proteasome-mediated ubiquitin-dependent protein catabolic process; ubiquitin recycling. Gene Ontology annotation, molecular function: ubiquitin binding. The coding region runs from base 1 to 2301 and encodes 766 amino acids.
AUGGCCGAUUACAAACUCUCCGCCCAGCUGUCUGGCCACGACUCCGACGUCAAGGCUGUCAGCUUCCCAGCUUCCCAUACCAUCCUAUCCGCCUCUCGCGAUGGCAGCGUAAGAGUCUGGCGCCAGGUCUCCGACUCUCCCCCCUCCUUCGAACCUUCCGUCUCGAGCCAGACCUCCGAAUUCGUCAACUCCGUCACGUACCUCCCACCUUCCGAACAAUACCCUGAUGGCCUCAUUGCGUCCGGCGGCAAGGAUACCAUCGUCGAAGUCAGACAACCACAAUCCAGCCAAGGUGACAAUGCCGAGCGUCUCUUGAUUGGCCACUCCCAGAAUGUAUGCAGUCUGGACGUCUCGCCCAAAGGAACAUACAUCGUGUCAGGAGGCUGGGAUUCUCAGGCCAUUGUGUGGAGCACCAGCACGUGGGAGCCCGAGAUUCGCCUCAGCGGCCACGAGAAGAGCGUCUGGGCCGUCCUUGCGCUUGACGAGGAGACUGUCGUGACUGGCUGCGCCGACACUAGCAUUCGCAUAUACAACCUCAAGGCUGCCGUCGCCGGGGACGCUGAGCCCCGAUCCACCAUCUACACCCCCGAAGUCGUGCGCGCCCUUUGCAAAGUUCCGAAGGGCCACCCAAGCGGUGCGGAGAUUGCCAGUGCCAGCAAUGAUGGCAUUAUCCGUCUGUGGAAACUGAAUGGCCAGCAGGUCGGCGAGCUCCAUGGCCACGAGAGCUUCAUCUAUGCCCUGGCAAGCUUGCCUUCAGGCGAGCUAGUAAGCUCCGGCGAGGACCGCACUGUUCGCGUGUGGAAGGGCAAUGACUGCGUGCAGACCAUUACUCACCCUGCAAUUUCGGUGUGGGCUGUUGCGGUCAACGCCGAGACCGGCGAUAUUGUGUCGGGAGCAAGCGACGGUGUUGCGCGAGUCUUCACCCGCAGCAGCGAGCGGGCAGCCGGUGCCCAGGCCAUUUCCGACUUUGAGGAGUCUGUCAAGGCUUCAUCCAUUCCUCAGCAGCAGCUGCCAUCUAUCAACAAGGAACAGCUUCCUGGUCCAGAGUUCCUCGAGUCGAGGUCCGGUACCAAGGAGGGUCAGGUGCAGAUGAUCAACCAGGGCAACGGCAACAUUACCGCCCACCAGUGGUCAGCCAGCCAACAACAAUGGAUCAACAUCGGAACUGUCGUCGACUCAGCGGGCAGCAGCGGCAAGAAGACCGAGUACAAUGGCAAGUCCUACGACUACGUUUUCGAUGUCGAUAUUGAGGAUGGUAAGCCGCCGUUGAAGCUGCCUUACAACCUCUCUCAAAACCCCUACGAUGCUGCCACGAAGUUCCUGAACGACAACGAACUUCCAAUCAGCUAUCUCGACAAUGUCGCCAACUUCAUCACACAAAACACCCAAGGUGCGACUCUCGGUCAGUCUGCGCCAGCCACCUCUGAUCCUUAUGGCACGGAGUCAAGAUAUCGGCCCGGCGAGUCUGAGUUGAGGCCCAAAGUUUUGCCGCAAGCCGAAUAUCUGAAUAUCACGGCUGGCAAAUACGAUGCCAUGAUCAAGAAGAUUCUGACUAUCAACGCAAAUAUGAUUUCAUCUGGUCGGAAGGAUGCGGCUCUGAACCCAACCGAGCAAAACACCCUUAACGCGGUAAAGGAAGCCAUCGAGAACUCCAAGCCUGUUGAUCAGGCUGGUAUUGACCUUGCUGUCAAGAUUGUGACCUUGUGGCCCUACUCGGAUCGUCUGGCGGGGCUGGAUCUUCUCAGAUGCGUUGCGACGUCGCCUCUUGCUGCGGACGCCUCGUCAUCUGAAGGGUCAUUCCUUCGCAUUGCCGUGUCUAGUGCCUUGAACGCGCCCGACGGCGCUACUCCUAACGAGAACUCAGUGAUGAUGGCCCUGCGCACGUUUGCCAACAUCUUCACCUCACCAAAGGGCGAAGCGCUCGCAGCAAGGGAGGCAGACACUGCAGCGACUCUGCUCGAGAAGGUACUUGGUCUCUCCGGUGGUGCAGCCAUCGGCCAGUUCAACCGAAACAUCCUGAUUGCAGCGACUACCACUUUGAUCAACUACGCUGUCUAUGCCCACAAGGAGAGGACUUCAUUCCAAUCCAAGCGUUUCAUUACGGCCGUGGGCAAAAUUCUGUCCGAGCAGAGCGACUCGGAGGUCGUCUACCGCGCUCUGGUCGCACUGGGAACAUUCGCUUCGACCAGUAAGGCAGAGAUCAAGUCUCUCGGGGGCGAAGGCUGGAUCAAGUCUGCCGUCGAUAAGGUGUCGGAAGUCCGGGUGAAGGAGCUGGGCAGGGAGGCUUUGCAACAGUUGUGA